Messenger RNA from Schistosoma intercalatum, 1857 nucleotides. Lineage: Eukaryota; Metazoa; Platyhelminthes; Trematoda; Strigeidida; Schistosomatidae. The record is from the annotation of a GenBank genome assembly.
AUGAAUGUGUUCCACUCACCUAAUUCUGCCCCCAACUCCAAACAUAUCCUACCAACAACUUCUGAUGUACCGUUAAAUGGUACGGAUACCUUUAUUUCAGACAAUUCCCAAACUAUCAUGACACGACUAAAUAACUCAACUGACUCACAUACCAAUAGUUCUUCAUCUGUGCCUUUCUGUAAUUCUCCGACUGAAUUGUUUAUUAAUGUGUCCUCAUCUUGUCCACCACGUCUAACUACAACUACUAAGAAAACAAUGUAUGUCCGGGCUCUUUUUGAUUAUGAUCCCAAUAUGGAUACUGGUUUGCCAGGUCGGGGUUUACCGUUUCAACAUGGGGAUAUUUUACACGUUGUUAAUGCUAGUGAUCGUGAAUGGUGGCAAGCUAAACGAAUUUCUUUAGUAUCCGAUUUUGAAAAUGCUGCUCAUGUAAAUUCGAUGCAUUCAACAACAGAUAAUACUAAUAAUAAUACUAUUAAUAGUAAUACACAAACAUCUACAUUACUUUCAUCUACUACCGGACUUGGAAUAGUUCCUAGUUGUCAACGUAUCGAAAGACGGCAGAGAACACGAUUAAAACGUGUGAAUUUUGUUGGUAAAGUCACUGUGAUUGGUUCAACAUCUUAUCCGCAUACUACUAGUAUUAACAACACCAAAGACAGUAACACAUCAUCAUGUGUUUCGAAUUCAGGAAUAAUGAAUCAAUCCCCCUGGGAUAUUGGUAACAAUGAUUUUACUACAAAUAAUAACAAUAAUUGUGCUACAACUACUACUUAUAAUAAUAAUAUAUCUGUGGAUGCUGGUAUCAGUUCGAAUAGCAGUGAAACGUUAAGAAAUAAUUCUCUUGAUAUGAAUAUAAGAAAUAAUACACCUAUGGAUAUGCCUAUUGUAUCUAAUUCAACUGGUACUGAUACCAAGAAGAAGAGAUCUGGUAGUUUAACAAGAAAUCUACUAAAGUGCUUCUCUCAUCGAUCCAUUAAAAACGAUCCAAUUGGCGCAUUGACUGUUACACGAACUGGAUCUUUGGAUGGAGUUAAUCAGAACAGACACCCUAUAAUCCGAAGUUAUGAUCUUGUAGUUCCAGUCACUAUUUCUACGGCACGUCCUUUAAUAUUUUUCGGUCCAUUGAAGGAUCGCAUUAUUGAUGAAUUAUUAUUGCAUGAUUCACAAUUUACAACAUGUGUAUUACACACAAAUAGACCACAACGGUCAAAUGAACGUAACGGUGUUGAUUAUUAUUUUGUACCAUCGAAAUCAAUUAUGGAAGAAGAUAUUAAACAAGGCAAAUAUAUUGAAGUUAAUCGUUUUCAAGAUCAUUACUAUGGUACAAGUUUAGAAUCGGUUCGAUCGAUUCUUCAGUCAGGACGAAUAUGCAUUUUAGAUGUUGGCUUAGAUGCUGCUAAAUAUUUAGAAGAGGUCGGUUUAUUUCCUAUAACUAUUCUAUUGAAACCGAAAUCGGUCAUACAUUUACGUUCAUUACAACGUCGAUUAACAGAAGAUCAAGCUAAACGAUCAAUGGAACAAAUACACAAUAUUGAAGAUGAGAAUUGGCGUUUUCUUUCAGCAAUUAUAACCUAUGAAAAUUUUGACAAUGUAUUAUUAUCUGUUAAAAAUUAUGUUCAAUUACAUAGUGGUCCAGUGAUUUGGGUACCUUCAGCAUUAUCUACAUUACCCGGUGUUCAAUGUUUAACAAGUACACCUAAGAUCAAUUAUCAUUCAAUUGUAACUGAUCCAAUUAAUCAUCCUCAAAAUAAUGUUAAUAGUAAUAAUAAUAUUAAUACUAACACUACAACCAAUGAUAAUAAUAAUAUUAGUGCCUUACAAUCAUUAUCUAUUCAAUCUGUAAAUUCAACACAAUAA